Molecule: messenger RNA, 5143 nt
Organism: Anopheles moucheti
Lineage: Eukaryota; Metazoa; Arthropoda; Insecta; Diptera; Culicidae
Exons: 5
Coding region: 205-1887 (560 amino acids)
Source: RefSeq, a predicted model, not a curated record
CCAUUUUGAACUAGUGAAAACCAAGCUACCCGGUUCCGUGAAAAAGUUGCAUGAUUGCUGUUUGUGGUUCGUCUUGACGUGCUUUUUUAGUGAUAUUUACCAACUGCUGCUUGCUUCGUGCAUUGGAUCCAUUGUGUGCAACGAAAUAGGAACCUCUUGCCAAAAGUGAAGAAUCUGUUGCCAAGUGUAAAAUUUACAUAAAUAAUGAUGGAUAUGUCCGGUCCACCCAGGGGUGGUUAUCGUGGUCGUGGAGGACCACCACGCGGUGGAUACAGUGACCGGGGCGGUUCACCAUUUCCCUUCAGAGGACGCGGCCGUGGGGGUGGUCCACCAAUGGGUCCACGCAUGGGUAUGGGAGGCGGAGGUCCGCCGAUGAUGCGUGGACGUGGUGGUAUGAUGCGAGGCGGAGGACCACCCAGAGGUAUGGGUGGUCCUCCUCGGGGCGGUGGUCCACCAAUGUCUCGUGGUGGUCCGUAUGGGGGCGGUGGUGGACGGCCAAUGGGUGGUCGCUCCAAUUACGGUGGUCCAUCGUCUUCCGUGUCGAACGGAUCGGGACCGCCGGCCGCUAUUGCUCAAGCAGAGAACGGCGAUGCUGGCAAGGUGCCAGAAACAAACGGCGCCGCAAAAGCCGUCUCCACAACCUCUGGUAGUGGAGCGGGAGGAGGACAAGGUGGAGCCACGGGUGGUUCCGCAAAUUCUGGUUCGGGAUCGGCCCAGGGCGGUACAACCGGUGGUUCCGAGGCUGAACACAUGUCGCCCAAGCAAUCGAUCAAAACGGCCGAUUCGAGUAGUUUGGCCGUCGCGUCGCAAGAAUCGUCGAUACAGUCCACCCAUUCGUCGGCACCGUAUCAUUCGUCACCGCGUGGAAUGUCCCGCGGACGGGGUGGUUUCAUGUCCCGUGGUAUGGGUCGCGGUCGCGGAGGUGGUGGAGGUGGCGGUUACGGUGGCGGCGAUUACGGCGGACCUAGACCGUUCCGCGGUGGAAUGGGUGGUGGUCGGGGCCGUGGUGGUGGCGGCGGAGGCUAUGGUGGUGGUGGUGGUGGCGGUGGAUACGGAGGAGGUGGUAUGUCCGGCGGUGGGUACGGUGGUGGUGGUGGUGGAAUGGGAGGUGGUGGAGGUGGCGGAGGAUAUGGCAAUGUGCCACCAUCCUCGUACAACCCGAUGGGCGGUUAUGGACAGAAUAACGGUGGUCCGGGUGGUGGUGGCUACGGCCAAGGACCUCCACCGCCGCGCCAAUUCGAUUCACGACAGCCAUCGAAUCCGUCGGCCGUACCACCCAUCAAUAAACGCGGUGGUAUCCCUGGCGUGGGCGGUCCUCCGGGACCGAAACGUGGUCGUUACGAUGCAGGUCCGCCAACUCGUGCGCUACCCCCGAAAGCCAUGCCACCCCAUCACGGUUCGGCAGCUCCCGUUCCUUCGUACAGCGCUCCUCCGCAGCCGAUGGCCAAUCACGGUGGUUACAGCGAUCCGAAUGCGCAUGCUCCACAGAUGGAGCACCAGUACGCGCACACAGCAACGGCCAAUACCGGUGGCUAUGGAAAUGCCGCAGCUCCACAAUCCGGCUAUGCCAGCAACGGCUACAGUCAGGGCUCGUACGGUAACACGACGAUGGCAAGCACCGGAUAUCCCAGUACUGGCACGGAAUACGACACAACACAUUACGAUUACAGCAACACGGCCACGUAUGAUACACGCUAUCAAUCUGGCUACACGCAGGACUAUAGUCAAACGUACGGCACUACCACGGAUUACAGUGCAGUGUCGACAGAUACCUAUGCGAGCCAGCAGUAUGACGAUCGUUCCACUGCCUACAGUGGUUACGACGCGCAAGCGUAUUCGCAGGGCUACGCCAAAACCGAUCAAUAUGCGCACAGCGGUUACUAUUAAAUGCGCGCGGCUUAGAGAGCGAAAUAGCAAAACACAAACCAUAAGCAAACCAAAACGCCAGGGAUUAACAAAAAGAUUGCGAGCGCGGCGUGUGUUGUGGUGUACAUCAAAAGCUGCAGCUACAGGCUAUGCUACAACCACCGCUUUUACUGAUCGAUAACGGCGCAACUGCUACACGCAUACGGCAGUGUAACACACAAAGAUUAGCAGCUUUAAUGCUGUGGCAAAUCUGUAGUCAACCGAAGGUGCGUGGUGUGCGCGUGCCGCCGUCACACCGCUCUCUCCAAGCAAAUGUGAAAUCAUACGGCAAAAAUGGCGGUUUUGAGACAUCAAGAAGAAGCAAAAAUAGAAGAAGUAACGCAAAAAUGGUAAAGCCAUACCCGUGCAUAGUUUCAACGAUUAACCACAAACCAAAACCCAAUAGCAAAAGAAUGGUUCACCACCGUAUCAUCGCGAUACAAGUGAGAAAGGGUGUGGUAGAAAAGGAUCAAUAUCCUCGAUUAAAUAGUGUACAGAACUAAAGAAAUGGCAACAGGGGUGACACCGGACCACAACAUCGAAAUUGAUAAGAAGGCAGUAGCAUUCAUUUGCCGUAUCGGGCGGGAUAUGCAAACACUUUAAAGCAAAGAGUAACAUUCAUCGUGAAAUGGUAGAUUUAACUUGUCGUGUUUGAAUCAGGCAGAUAGUGUGUAAGCAAACUUAGUAAGUAAGGGACAGUAAGAUGAUAACUAACCUACUACUACACAGGAAUGUAAUGAUGAGUGCGUAGGAGAAGCGCGGGUUGGUGGUCAGCACUUUUAAGAAACCACCACAACAGCUUCGUUUUAGGUUGCAUAAAGUCAUAGCAAUUGUGAGGAACAACACAUACAGUGCAGCAGCUAUCCAACGUUCGAUUAGGUUUAUAUAAUCUAACAAGAAUCCAUUGAAUGAAUAUCAUAAGGAUCAUGCUGCUACCCAAUAGUGCAUGUAUAGAAACUAUUGUUUACAAAGAUAAAACACGGAUACAACUUCCUUUGAUAGACGCUUUAUAAUAAUUCUUUCGUUUAAAGAUGUGUAGAAAAAAAAACCCUUUUCUUUUCUUACAAUUCUGACCUUUAUCUGAUUUCCCUGCGGACCAAACGCGGCAGCGGUUGUUGACUGUUCGUACAUCGUGAUUAUUUUGUUGAAGAAACUUCUUCGAAAAUCUACUAUAUAAUAGCUUUUUUUUAAAUUAAUGUAUCUUUUAAUGGUUUCAUUUGACGAUCUUAACUUGCUUAUUUUUAUUACCUUUCCCCUUGUUUUAUUGUGUCGAAAUCGAAGCGAAAGUUAAGCACUCUCACCUUUUAAACUUAAUUCUAUUCAAUUUUAUAUUGAACAAAUAAAUAGCAAACAUACAGAUAGAACUAAAUGAGGAGCCGAUUUGUAAAAUGACGAGGUGUAGAAUGAUAACACAUUCGAAGGAUUGCAUUAGACGCAUCUCGUAUGCAGGGUAGGCUUUCUGAUCAACAGGAGGGAUUAUGGUCAGAGCAUACACGUUCACAGGUAGAGGGCGUAGAUGUUCCAGUAGAAGUUUGGUUUAUCUUUGAAAGAGUAGCGCCUCUCUGUAUGAAGGAAUACACGGCGUAGAGUGCACGUAAUCGAGCGCGAAGAAAAAAAAAGAUUAGUUUGUGUACAGGGCAAACUCAGCGCAUCAAUAAAACCGUGGAAACUAUUAAUGGAAAAUCAAACAACAGAUACAACUAACCAUAAAUAAAUUUGGUACCAACCGUACAUAUACAUAGGUAGCGUUUCAUUCCUUUAUGGACCUAAUUAGAAACACGGGGGAAAACAAGAAAAAAAUUAAAACUGGAAACAAUCAUAUAACGAUGGGGGAACAGGUAGUCGUAUGGAAAUCAUCACACAAUAAUAUUCAAAGCUUGGGAAAAAAGGGAAACACAAAAAUAAAUCUCCAUACGCCAUAAAACUAUCGAACACCACCACGAUGUCACAGGUCGCAAAGAAGGACCUUGAUACGUUUGUAGCGAAAUAUGUACUACCUGUACCCAGCCCUCGACGGGUGAGAAACAGUAAAACCCAAUAAUCUACAUACCGAAGACGAUACCUGGCGAAGAUAUCUUUUCCUCUUUUUAGUUUCAUCUAUAACACAACGAAAAAUCCUUACCGAAAGAGCCAAAAGUACCUGACUGUAAGAAUAUUUUCUUACCUGUCUACCCAGCGAACGCUAAAAUUAAACGAUUUCCAAGAAAACGAAGCAUCUUCUGUCCAUGACUUAACGUGCCUUCGUAACAGGCAACUUCUCAACCGCUGCAGUAUUUUAUCCACUGUUAAAAAAGUUUAUGCAAAAGAUUAAACACAUUUACAAUUAAAUGUUUGCGUAAUAUGAAUGAAUUUUAUAAAUCAUAAAAAUCAGAAAUCAGAAAUUAUGACAUUAUAAUUUGCGGGACUUUUUGCGACAAGAGUUUUUAAUCAUUUUAUAUUGAUGCUUACUUUAUACACAAUUUCACAGAGGUAUGUGCAUCAUGAAUUAACAUUUAGUGGAGUUCGUUUGAUAGAAAAGAGAUGUAACAGCCGUAUAUUAAACUACGAUACAAUCAAUUAACAUCCACUUUAAGAAAUUCUAUCAGUCCAAAAGAUUAGUCCGGCACUUCUAGUGUUAAACAUGCAAUACACUUUGCAAGAAAGGGCAUUUAAAUGGAAAAGAAGUGUUUUUCUACUUUACUCACGCAUGCAUAUGUUGUAAGUAGUGAGUUACGCGUGUACACUAAAUGGGGAAAGAAUGUUGAUGCUCAAUUGCAGACAACAACAGCAAAUUAUGAAACAGUACGAAAUAAUAGCGAAUAGAAAGAAAGCCAUUAAAAUUGGUGAUAAAGAAAUCGUUUUACCCACUUCCUUCGUACGUGUGCAACAACAAGAGUUUUCCAACAUGAUCAUGUGGUGCAUGUUUCGACCAUUGCGUUGAUUAUGUUUGGUACAAAGCUAACAAAUGAUAUAAACCGAUGUGAAAUGAUGCUAAAAACUUUGAAUGCGUAAUGCUAAAAACUGAUGAUCAUUAGUACCGUAAUGAAUACAUUAACCUGCAGUAACGCGGAUCUGCAAAUGGGUAUUGAAAAAGUACAAAUUUUCAUACUUUUGCGUCACAAUGGGGGCAUAUCACACACACACACCCACAUGUGGAAAAACAUAUAUGAUAACAUGAAAAGAAAACAAGGCAAACGAGCCGAAUAGUUUGGAGAAAAAGUAAAAAAAAACAAUGAGAAACAACAUAAUUCUGCGACCA